CCGUGUAGCAUGAGAUCCUCGCAGUGUCGAAUCCCGCCGGUCGUCUCGUUGUUCUUUUCCGUAAUCGUUGUCGACUCCCUUCAAUCGUCACCCUUGAACGCACGCACUGCCGAAUACACGCGUGUGCGUCAACCGCUUCCGGUUUCCCCAAAACUGUGCGCGACACGAACAAACAUUUCGAUUCUCUCGCUCGAUUUUUCUGCCUGCCCGACCACGUGACACGCUCUCGUACGUUACGGCACCGUACAAUCAUAAAAGUGUUAGUUCCGUGAGUUCCGUCGCGCGACAAGAACAUUCCGAAGACAAGGUUCACAGUGAAUCGAUCGAUCAUCGUCCUUUUAACCUGUACUUACAAACAGUAGUUGUUCGUCUUUCUCUCGUGGAAAGAGUAAGAAGCGUAGUGAGAGACCGGUGGAUUCAGAUAUCGUACGCAGUGAAGGUUGUCCCGAUCAUGGAGGAGAUGAAUCGUAACGUCGAGAACCGAUUACCAGAACAACAAAAGGAAAUGGAGAUUCGUUCUGGGGACGUAACAAAGGACGAGCCGACACCGAGGAAGGAGACGAGCAAAUCCGUCGUCGAUCCCGGCCACGUUCUACCUCUGAUGCAGUGUGGCUCCCUGGAGAUCGGCGAGGAACGCCAGCGUCGGGUCGCUAUGAUGGAGUCCCUGUGCCAGGUGAACGGCACCAAGAGCAACGGCGGCAACGAGAACACUACGACCAAUAGCAACAACAAUAACAACAACAACCCAGACUGCCCGGAUCCUCAGCAGAGGUUGGCGGUGCUGAGUUUCGAGCAAGUGCGACGAUUGAACGAUGUGAUGAACGAGGUGGUGUGCAUUCACGGUAGAGGAAACUUCCCUACGUUGGAGGUGCGAUUAAGGGACCUGGUGACCGUGGUACGGAGCAAAUUGGAGACCGAUCCGAGCAACGGCGGCGCCGGAAUGAGGGUACGCGAUAUAAGAUUAAACGGAGGCGCGGCAUCUCACGUAUUGGCAACCGAGUCUCAGCCGUACAACGACCUGGACCUUAUAUUCGCCGUGGAAUUAUCGAGCGGGCGAAAUUACGACAAGGUGAAGGCCGCGGUUCUCGGCUCGUUGUUCGACCUGUUGCCAGAAGGGGUCAGCCGCAAACGUAUAACCACGUGCAGCCUGAAAGAGGCGUACGUGAGCAAGAUGGUGAAAGUGAACAACGACGGUGACAGAUGGUCCCUGAUCUCCCUUGGCAAUUCCCGAGGUCACAGGAACGUCGAGCUUAAGUUCGUCGACACGAUGAGGCGGCAAUUCGAGUUCUCCGUCGACUCAUUUCAGAUCGUCCUCGAUUCUCUAUUGUUGUUCUACGAGUGCAGCAAAUUACCGAUCGGUGAGAAUUUCUAUCCGACCGUCGUAGGGGAGUCGGUUUACGGUGACUUCCAAGAGGCGUUGUAUCAUCUUCACAAGAAACUGAUCUCGACGAGGCACCCGGAAGAGAUACGCGGCGGCGGUUUGCUCAAGUACUGCAAUCUACUGGUGAAGAUGUACAAACCGUCCCAGCCCGACUACAUAAAGACCCUCGAGCGAUACAUGUGCUCGAGAUUCUUCAUCGACUUUCCCGAUAUAAGCCAGCAACGAGCGAAACUCGAGAACUACCUGUGGAACCAUUUCGUCGGGCCCGAGGAGGAGGCCCUCAAGUAUCAGUACCUGAUGCUACUCCACAGCGUGGUGGAGGAGUCCACCGUGUGCCUGAUGGGACACGAGAGACGACAGACCUUGGCUCUGAUCGAGAGCCUCGCCUAUCAGGUAUUCUGUCAGGAACAACAGCAACGGUUGACGAAUCAUCAACAAGCACCACCCGGACCUCCGGCCACCUACGUUUACGCGAACGGUUACUAUUACGCUCCAGUUAUACCCACCGCGUGCUACACGUGCACCUGUAACUCGUGGAUGGCUUGCUCGUCGUGAUGCGACCUAGACGACAUCGUCGCAACUAGCACCGCCAUCACCACCGCUACGACCACCACCGACCUUCAACGCCACGCUUCCACCAUCCUCGCUAACAAAACCCGGACCCGGAUCGAGUCUACCGCGUUCGUUGGCCAAUAUCAUCAUCAUCCUCGAUCAGGCUACCAUAGAUGCGACCCGGCUGAUCCCGUUGGCUCGUCCCCUCUUGGGGAUCACGAGGACGACGACGACGACGACGACCACGACGUACGUCGUCGCGAGUCAAAGGAACGCUGCUUGCUCCUCAGUUGACGGUCGGGGACCACAUCAGGUCGAGCAUCCAAAUGUGUAAUGCCUGUCCAGAGUGUGACGUAGACGAGAUAACUCGUCGGAAUUAAUGGGAAUGGAGCCAAUCAGAGAUCGUGGUACAUCCGGUGUCCAUGAGGAGUCGGUGAAACAGGUUUAAGGAAGACUGAAGAAUAGAGGGAAAGAAAAGAAUUAAACGGGACGGAUCGGUUUUCAAUCUAACUUUACCAGCUGAUCCGUCCGGUGGGUAGGGUCUUUUCGUUUCUCUUGGACGCGUUUAAAUCCAACUCUGCGGUGGCCGUUUAGUUGUCGCGCGGGGGUAAGGACCAAUUACCGAUGGCACUUGCUGCAACACGGUCGUAGGGGAUCAACCGAGAGACUACAAGACUCCAAAAACAAAAAACAUAUAUUACAAAAGAAAUGAUUAAAAUGACAAAAAAAAGAAAAAAAAAUGAAAAAUGAAUACAAUUGUAACAAAAAUGUGUUGUGCCUAAUGAAAUUCGAACGGAUGGUAGAGAAAGAUAUAAAGGAAAAAAAAAAAACGGAACGCAUGCGUACGCGCGAAAAUUAUGAUAUAUAGUUAGUUUACGAGAGGAGACACUCGGUGGUAGUAGAAGAGACGCGCUGUUCUCGGUGCGGGUCGCGGACGGGAGCCGUUUAUUGUUCCCCGAGAAUGAUAGAAAAAGUGUUCUGAGAGUCAGGAGCGCGGACCGAGCGCUACCUCUUGCCGGUUAAUCCGUUCUCCAAGUCAUUCCGAGCGGAAGCGGAAGUUCGGUUACGAAGCGGGAGCGAGCGUUUAAAAGAAAAUAUAAUAUUGUCGAUGAGUAGAAAACGCCGGCGACGAGGGAGAAAAAUAAAAAAUCGUAGGGCGACUAUUGGAAACACGACUGGAGUUAAAUCACGACUGACAUUUAUAGUAGCGAAAAAAAGGUUCCAUGGUCGUCUAUUUCUUUUUUUCCGUAAUACAAAAAAGUAAAAUACAAAAAAAACAUAUAUAUAUAUAUAUAAAAAAGAAAAAUAUUUCGAAAACGUGUAACUGAGAGAAAAUAAUGGUAGUGGUAACACAGAUUUCAGCAACAACAAAAAAAAAAGUAAUCAAGCGAACCGAUAGACAAAAAACAUUAACGGGCGUGGCGUUUGCAACAAGAAUUAUUAUAAAUAUAUAAAUAUAUAUAUAUAUUUAAAUAUAUAAAUACAUGUAUAAAAUCUAUGUAUAAAUAUUAAUGUGUGGCUGUGAACACAUUUCAUUUAGAUACUACUGUUACGUGAUAUAGGAAGAUUGAAAUUCGAGGAUGAGCAGCGCGAUUGGUGCGACAACGAGAGAAUGAAAAGUAAUUGUACGUAAAUAGAGAGAGAGAGAGAGAGAGAGAGAGAGAGAGAAAAGUAAGAGCGACAGAAAAGGAACAGAAAAGUGUGGAGGAGAAGAAAUAGGGGGUGAGAGAGACAUUUUCCAUUCGUUUCUUUAAUUUUCAUGAAAAACAAUCAUCACACACGCGAUGCAAAAAAAAAUCAUAGUAGAAUAUUGAAAUAAUAAAUAAAUAUUGUUAAAUAGAUAGAAGAUGAUCCAGGCACAAAGGACAAACGAAAAACACCUCUCGAAGGUGGACAAUUUUUUUAAUAAGGAAAAUUCCUCAGCUGUCUCUUGAGAUUUUAAUAAGCCUUUGCAUUUUAAUAAAUCAGAUUGUUAGGAAUUCCUAUGCAUAAUUUUGGGUGUAGAUGAUUGCUAGUUUAGAAGAUAUUUAGUGAUGAAGUCCAAAUAGGGUUUAUCUAUCAUACUAUGAUAUAAUAUAUCAUAUUAUAAUAGAAUCUUCCAACACUAGUACCAAUAGAGUUUACUUACCAUAUUAUUUAUGAUAUUAUCAUAAUAUCAUAUUAUAAUACUUCCCUUUGACCCUAGAAAUUACAAAAUUACAUUUUCAUUAUUUUCUAUAUUCAGUCGCUCCUUUAUUGAAAAUCUACAAUCAGAGUAAAUAAAUCUUAUCAAAACUUUAACAUUAGAUAUUUUUUAGCUAUUGAUCAUCUAUAUCAAAAAUUACACACAGGUUGCACAAGAUUCUCUAUGACACCAUCUAUUAAGGUGCAAAAGCUCAUUAACCCUUUUCCUGAAAAGAAGGUAUGGAAAAUUAAGGAAUAUUAAAAAAUUUCUAAAAUUGAUUGAACACCCAAGAGCGGACUCCUAAGCGUCCAUAGCCAUCGCUAGCAAUGAAAGGGUUAAAAUCGAAGGGGUGACAUUUGAAUAGACAUAAAUCUCUUUAAGAGAUACCCAAAUCGAGCGAUCUUUGCGGCGACCCUAGUCUCUCGUAGGCUUGCAUAACUUUCUUUAUUAGAUAGCGGUAAUUAUUUAAUACCGCGAGCGAGAGUGUUGAGUGCGUUUACCCGCGCGCGAGUACACGCGUGUACCAGGCGUAUUGUAUCUCGGUAUACACCGCGAACGGAGGUGGACUGUGUGUAUCUCCCUCGAGCGUUCUUCGUUACACGUACACGUGUGCGCGCGCAUGAAGAAUCAUAGAGAGAAAGGAUGUAUGCAAGUACUCGGGUCUUGUCUUUACAUGCGUGUCCGUAUAGACUGGUGACCCCGUUAGUUAGGCACAGUCAGUCACUUUACUCGCUCGCUCGCUACUUUAGCAGGCCUCGCUCGCUCACUCUUCCUUUCAGUUUGCAAGCGAAAGUAAAGGCCUAAUAAAAAGACCACGCAAACUGGUUUUUCUGGUAUAUCGCGUGUUAAUGCUAAGGAGAGCCAGGACGACUAGCGUGUUCUGCACCCGGUGCACCUCCACCAUCCUGCUCAUUCCCUAACUACACCACCACCACCACCACCACCACCCUCUUUUAAACCGGCUGAUUUAUCCAUUUCGUUCCCAAAUUAUUUCUAUGAAAAUUAUCUUCUUCUUCUGCUUCUUCUGCUGUUCAAAGAGAUUUUAAUCAUUCCGUUAGCGUGAAUAAUAAAUUUUUAUCUUUUUAAAAUAUUUUAUUUUCAAAAGUAUAGUAUUAAAUACAGCUAUGAUAUAUUUUAUAAUUUUCAAACCUGUUAACCAUUUAUUAUUUUCCAACAAUACCUAUUUUUAUCGAUAACCUUUUAAUUAGAGCGCGUGGUUAUGUCACUGAAAGGGGAACGAAAAUGUCAAUCCCUUUGAAUAUAAUACAGAAUUUCGCUUUUCUUCGCCGAGAUUGGUUCUUCGCCUGGUUUGUAUUCAGAAUUCUAUUAGUCGGCCGCUAAUUACCCCCCACAGCAGUCAACGUGUUAAUUGGUACUAGAAUCAUUGUCUUUUUUUUAAUAUAGCUGACAGGAUUACGAUCUAUAUGGUGUUAACCCUUUAACCAAACAGAUUUAUUAAACUCGUGUUCUUUUAUCAAUGUGUUAUAUCUUUUACAGUCUAUAUAGAAUUUUUUAAUCUUUCUUUAGAAGAAUUUCCUUGAUGGUUGAAGGGUUAAAUCGGAUGGUUUUCAAACAGAUUUCAUCAAUUUUAAUCGUGUCGCUCGCCUCUCUUCGAAUCGAACCUUUUUUUUACGGACGAUGAAUUAAUUUUUAGAUGAAAAUGAUAAAUACGAUCGAUGAUGAGAAACCGCUGUGAAUUCGUAGGAUAGCAGGAGGAAAAUGAUAUUUUAUAACGAAAGGGAAUAAUUCAGAGAUAGCCGGUUUUAAUCGCAAGCUACAGAUAUUGUCAUAAAUGUUCGUUCGUCGUUUGUUUAUCGAUGAUCCUUCAUGAUUUUUUGUCGUUCGUUUUGCCUGGAUGAUCGAUCAUCGUGCGAAGAUAAUAACAGACCGGUCGCCAGUUUAUCGCGACUAAUUUCUUGAUCAGAGAUAGAUAAGCCUCGGACUGAUUGAGAUGCUUCUUUGAUAAGAAGAUUGAUCAUUCUUCCUUCGAAUUAUCAUUGUUCUUGAAUCAAAUGAAGCGUUAUUUGAUGACGUCAGGUUCCUUUUGAUCGGUGAAUUCUUCCGGAAUUAUUGAACAGUCGGGGUUGAAAUUGUUUCUCAUUAAUUAUUAUAUUAAUUUUUUUAUUUGAGAGUGUGAUUAGAUUAUUUAUGAUACUUUGCAAUUUUUAUUAAUGAAAAGUUCUGUGCAUUCAUUUCAUUGACUCUGGUGGGAUAUUAAUUGCAAAAUUCUAAUUAAUGUCAUGUGUCAUUUAACUGAACGGGGUAUUCCAAGACCCCUCUAUAUAAUUAUAGGUUCUUUUUCUUCAUUUCUCUGAAUUAAUUUCUCUGAUAACUUAGGGGAUGAAAACUAAUCUCAGCCAUUAUCUUAUCAUUAACACGUUGACUGUCACAGUGUAUUAAUCAUCAAUUCACAUCACCUAUAGAGUUAGUUUUAAAUAUCUUCAGAGAAAUGAAUUUCUUAUUACAGCCUCAAAAUCACCCUCUGAAUUGUAAUCAAGGAAAUUAAUUUCACCUCGUUGACGUUCGUUUCUCGCGUUGAAUUCCACAUUCAUCCUCGAAACGAGAUUCUAAUUGAAACACGGCAAUUCGAAAAUUGUUAAAAAAAAAUCGAUAAACGAUCAGAUGAUCGAACGACGAACAAGCAGAAAAAUUUUGCGAAACGACUUAGAUGAACACGAAAAGAGAAGUAGUUGCACACGGAUAAAAAUUGAAGAAAAUUCCAAAAAAAAAAAAAAAAAAAAAAAAUAGCAGUAGGUUUUUAAGUCGGUGAGCCAAGAUUCAAAGAGGAUUUCGCCAGCUGCGUUCCGUCGCGUGUGUACAAAUUUAUUGUAAUUUUCGCGUCGUUUAAUUGUAAUUAUCGUACGAGAGCGUGAUCGAUGACCGUAAUCAUCGAUCAAUGAACCGCAGGUAAAUCAGAGUCACGAAAUAAUGAUUUUAAAGAAACAAAAUUGUUGGAAGGUGUUCUCGUUACGAUCUACAAUGACAAAACUGUAAGAUGAUUUCGAAUCGGAUCGUUAACGAGAUCAUCGUUAUUCCUUCUUUAUUAAUUCUAGUUUUUUUUUCUCUUUUUUGUUGUUUUUCCGUAUUGAUCGCACGAGCAAUCACUCCGAGGCUCGAACGUGAAUAAUAACCAUAAAAAAGAAAAAUUACGCUCGCCACAGGAAGUUUUCUUUUUUUUUUUUGGUACGAUGAUUCCGCGCGACACUGUACUCGCUCCGAUGAAUGAUUAUAUUGAUUCUUUUUUAUAUUUGAAAGAGAAGAGAAAAUAAAAUGCAUUUACACUCGACGCUAUGGUUAUUAUUCAGUGGUUGAAAAGGAUUCUGCAAGAGUUCUCCUAUCACUGAUUAUUACGACGAUCGAUUGGAUUUUUUAUUAUUAUCAUUCUUUUUUCUUUUACUUUUGAAUGUUUGAUGAUAGAAAAUAAAAAAUAAAAUGGAGGGAUGCGUGAUGGGAGACAAAGGAACGCAAAUACAUAUGUCUAAUACACUUUGGGAAAUAAUAUUUUACUGAUACUUAUGGCUGAAAAUUAUUAUUCUUAAAUAAUUUUCAUUGAAAUAUUAUGAGAAGCAUAAAAUUGAAAAAAUCAUAGAUUCCAUAAAAUGUGGAGCCUUCAGAGUGUUAAGUAUUAUUUUUCUUAUCUUUAAACGAAUACCGGGUUAAUUUUAAUAGAAUUUUGAAAUUUUCCUUUAAAUUAGGAUUCUUUGGUUGCUACUUUUCGAAUAAAUAAGUGAGUAUAUAUAAUAAUUCAAGAGACGACUGAUCGACCACUUUGGUGGCAAACUUUCAUUUUUGAUGGAUAAAUAUAUACAUAUAUAUUCUUUGAGACGAAACUUUAAGAAAUUUAGUGUAGCCAUUAAAAUACUGUAACUUUUGAAUCUAGAUUUAAGGGAACGAUUCAGAAUUUUUCGAGCAGAAGACUAAAAUUGCAUUAAUAACAUAAGUAAAGAAGAAGGAUACGAAGAUUAAUUAAAACCUAAAUCAAAAAAAUAUAAUCGACUAAUGUUAAGAUAUUGCGAAACAAGGUUUCCAUCCCUCGUGGAUUCUUUCACCCUUGAACGAUGGUGGUCGGGUCGAUUAUGACCGAAAUUAAAAUUAACCAUCCGCUAAAAAAUAAUUCCACCAUCCGAGGGUUGAAUAAGGAAAUUUGAAAUUCUUUGAUUUUCCAUCAGGUCAUCUUUCGUCGUCGAUUCACUGAUCGCCCGUAGAUUCGCCGAUUCCGCUUCUGCAUCAAACGAAAUUAACUAGGAAUUUAGGCAUACACGUCCAUUUUAUUCAUCCGUGUACACUUCCAUUCUAUUUUAAUACGAAUACCAGCGAGACUGUCUCCUCCGUUCACCUAGAAGAUAAAUUAAGAAAAGUGACCCUUCUUCGGAUCCUCGGAUUUUCGGAGGCCAUUAUUACAAGUAGAGAAGAAAGAAAAAAUGAAAAAUAUCAAACACUAUAAAUAUUUCUCCGCAGUUAUUUAAUAAUAAUUAAUUCGAUUCGUGGACGAAAAUUGUCCGAUUUUUAAAAAUUAUAUUUUUCAAUUUAUUUAACGCUGAAUUGCAUAGAUUUUCAGGUAAUUGUUAAAGUAUUAUUCGUAAAUCGAAGAAGGGUUAAAACAUCAUUGUAAAAGUACUGGAUCCCCUGAAGAUCGUCUGGAUCCUCGAAAGAAUCAAACAGGAAGCGAAAGCCUACGAAACGAAGAGAAAAAAAUUUCCAAGUCGCGUAUCUUCGUUCGAUUUUGAGAAGAAUAGAUAAAAAAAAAGAACGAUUCGUUGUCGAAAUAUCGAAGCUCGGACAGACUGAUCGCAGAUACUCGAUAAGCUGUACAAACGCGACGUUCUAUUCUGAUUAGGCUAAGCUUAACGAUAACAAAUGAUGGCAUAGAAAAAUCCAAGCGUAGAAAUGUUAGAUAUAGAAAUUUCCUAAAAUCGAGGAUCAAAAAAUAAAAAGAUCAACCGAGGAUCAAACUUUGAAGUUCAUCGCGAAAUUGUCGAUAAUUAAUUAGCAUUUUAAAAAUUUCGCUUAUUUUUAUCUUUUUUAAAUAUAUACGUGAAAUACGGGAAUUUGAUUUAAUUGCAGAUCAAAAAUUUUCAAAAAUGAUAAAUAUAAAUGAUUAAAACCAUGUUGGUACUUUAAUCAUAGUGUUCUUCAAAUCGUUUUCAAUUAUAAUUGCAAAACUUGAAAACGUUAUAUUAUUAAUUUAUUUGAAUAGAAUUAUAUCAUUAUAAUUAAUUUCUUAUAAUUAUAUCAUUAGCCCCUUUUUUUCUUUUCUUGAUUUGAUACACUUUCUAACGAAGGCUGAUUGUAUUUCACGAUAAAUGCUUUGAGGAUUUGAUUUCGAAUCCUCUGGAGAAGAAUAGAUAUCCUCGAUUAGAAAAGGAACUCGCGAGAUCCCGAACUCUCGCGCCACAAUCCUCGUCUAUUUGAAAUAAUCGCGCAGAUUUUAACGAUUAAGAAUAAUCAGAGCGUUUCGUAGUCCUCUCGUGUCCGAUGAAUUCUACUUGAAAAAAAAAAAAAAAAUGCUACUUUGGAUGCGCAUUUUGCUUCGUUGCAUUAACAAAAGCAAAAUGAAAUUGAAGAAGAUUUAAUGGCAUCCCAGAUCUCAAAAUUCGGGACACGAAGGGCUCGCGAACCCAGCGUUUUUACCAUUUACGAAUUAGCGUCGUAUUAGAAUCAUUUAGCUGUCAUUCCUUCGCGGAUCCUCGGUGAUGCCAGAUUCUCUCGCUAUUCCUUUUGUACCAAAAGAUCAGUAUUCGUUUGCUGAUUAAUUGUUUUCAAAAAAAGAAGAAGAAAUGAAAAAUAACAAAAAAAGAAUAAAUAGAAAUUUUUCUCGGAUGUUUACAAGCAUUUCCAAUCUGGCAUCACGCGAAGAGGAAGUGCACACGUACAUAAGGGUAUUGAAACACCAAUAUAUUCGUAAUUAAUCUUCGCUAAUUAAACAACUUUCCCACUCGCUCAAAAUUGUCAAA
Osmia lignaria (orchard mason bee) is the source of this 10051-nucleotide messenger RNA. Its product is annotated as terminal nucleotidyltransferase 5C. Gene Ontology annotation, molecular function: RNA binding; poly(A) RNA polymerase activity. The record is from RefSeq and is a predicted model, not a curated record. Gene Ontology annotation, biological process: mRNA stabilization. NCBI's taxonomy places the organism in Eukaryota, Metazoa, Arthropoda, Insecta, Hymenoptera, Megachilidae.